This is a messenger RNA of Homalodisca vitripennis (glassy-winged sharpshooter), 496 nucleotides long. RefSeq lists its product as uncharacterized. The transcript has 5 exons. The record is from RefSeq and is a predicted model, not a curated record. The annotation marks the transcript as partial. Lineage: Eukaryota; Metazoa; Arthropoda; Insecta; Hemiptera; Cicadellidae.
AUGAAGCAUGGCUCAGCGGAGGCUCGAAGGCUCUUUCCUUGCUUAUUGGAGCUCCCAUUGCUUCUUCACAAGGAUCUGUUCAUCAAUGAAAGUAGCCAAGUACCUGAGUGGAUGUUUCUGACUUGGGUGAGUCAACUGUUGGCUAGCCUGGACACAGAGAUAGGGAGCGUGUUGGCACGACUGCUGGUACAGCUGGCCACUGUCCUACCCGAAGAUGUACAAACACACGACUACCCCAUCACCAACCUCACAGUAAACAGUUUGAAACCUCUGCUGGCCCUGGACACCCAAACUGCAACGACAGUCCAAGCCUUGGCUUGUGUCUGCCAACCACAUUACUGUCUGGUCUAUCAUCUGGACAGGCUGAUUACGGCUCUGGCUCAGGACACGGAUUCAAUUAAUGAGAUAUAUCUCCAGAUGAAGACCGAAGCAUACCCGCCUGAAGGAGGGGAUAGAAUAAAAGGCAUGGCCUUCAGUGACUUGAAAAAAAUUCACU